Molecule: messenger RNA, 759 nt
Organism: Owenia fusiformis
Lineage: Eukaryota; Metazoa; Annelida; Polychaeta; Sabellida; Oweniidae
Source: the annotation of a GenBank genome assembly
AUAAAAUGUUGACUCAUUAAAUUGAAUGACUUUGAAUAGAAGUCGCCAAACAAGUAUAAAAAUCGUGAAAUAAUAAAUUAAAGCGCUGUUGCCGAAACGGUGGAUAAUAAGAAUAAUAGGCUACAACUCUCCAAAUAUCGAAAACUCGUAUUUAGUGAACAAAUCAUGGAACUAUACCGGCAGGUCUUGGCCUUUCUUACUGUUGUCGGAUUUGUGGGUGCUUACCCAGGAGGCCCACCCGUAGGAGCAUGUCAGCAUAUGUUUCCCGUGGAACACAACCGUACAGCGCAGAAUACAACCGCACCAUUUGAGGUUGCUAUCUCAGGGACCAAAUAUGCAGGUGGCACCGAAAUAACUGUGACUGUGCGCAACACGAGCGACACGUACUUCGAAGGCUUGUUUGUCCAAGCGAGAAGGGUUAGCGACAACGUGAAUGAAACUAUCGGAUCCUUCGAAGUUCCCACCGGUCAAAAUUUGAAAACCAUGGAUUGUCUUUCCAAAGAAAAGUCGGCUGUUUCCCAAAGUAAGAAAGCCCAUUACACUGAGAAGCAGUUCACAUGGAUUGCCCCUGCGGACUUUAACGACGAUGUCAGGUUUAGGGCAACUAUUGUUCACGAGACUCAUGAUUUUUGGGUGGAUGUAUUUUCAAACACCAUGAGAUAUGAUGCAUCUCUAGAAGUAAAAAACACCAAUGGUGCCGCUACGCUCGCAACCAGUGUCCUUACCAUAGUCGCCUCUGCAUUAUUUAUUUUACAUUAG